Microplitis demolitor is the source of this 5417-nucleotide messenger RNA. RefSeq lists its product as uncharacterized. Bases 1953 to 4517 code for a protein of 854 amino acids. The record is from RefSeq and is a predicted model, not a curated record. The transcript is spliced from 6 exons. Lineage: Eukaryota; Metazoa; Arthropoda; Insecta; Hymenoptera; Braconidae.
CUAUGAGGCCUCGUAGCAGGUGGGAUUAUGUUUGUUUAUUGUAUUGGUCAUUAAAUGUGUGUUGAGAUAAAAACAUCGCUACACUAGUGACCGAGAGAAAUGGCCGCCGUACCGGGUUAAAUAUUUUAUUUUUAUUAUUUUAUUAUGUAACUCUAUUAUUCAAAUUCAAACAAAAAUACAAUUAUUAAUUAUUGUACUUUAGUUGUGUACUUGAUCAUCAGAAAAAAUUAUUUACAAGCUAAAUAAUUUAAUUGUUUGUAUUCAGUUACAGCGAAUCGGUUCGUGCAUGUGUUAUUUUUCAAAAAAGUUUUUUCUUACCGUUUACUCAUUCGUGGAAUAUGAGAAAAUAAAAUAUACGGUAAAGUUGCUAAAUAAAUAUAUGGUUUUUUUUAGACUUGGAGUGAAGAGUGCCAUUCAACUAGAGUGUUUUUAGUGUUGAUUUGUGUACAUAUUUGUGUGUGUGAAUCGCGACAAUUCGAAUUUAGUUUUAUUCCCGAGGCGGUUGGAUUUAAUAAUUUUUUCGAUACCCCAAGGAUCCAUUUGAUUGAAAAAAUUUUAUACAGUAAUUGGAAAUAGUGGGUUGUCCAGGUACUCGAAGUUCGACGGUUUCCAACGACAUCCGGUGAAUAUAUAGUCUACUUUAUACUUAACGAUUGAGGAAAUGAAUCGUUACAUACAAAGGAAGAAGGCGUAAUACAGCAAAGUUUUAACGAACAUGGGUUCGAAAUCAUUUGAUGCAGAAUGUUUACGUAAGACUUUUGAACCAGUUAUCAAUCUGUGAAACUGUACUAACAUCGACACUUUUCAUCUCGCUCUGAAGAUCGAUACUGAAGAUGGUCCUCGUCAGAAUGUAAUCGUUAACAUCGAGAAAAAACUAACGACACUUUAUUAUUUAACUCUCAACAACGGAUUCAUUGUGUUCUCAUCGAUUUUAAAAUAUUAAAUGAAACCUAUUUGAACAAUGGAACGGAUUCUUCGAUUAAAAGUUUUAAUUAAAAAAUAUUUAUCAAGAAUCAGGAGUUCUGGAUGAUCAUCAACUUGUGGAAAUCAAACAUCGUUGAUUAAUACAAGAAGUACAAGUUGCUUAAAACAAACUAACAGAAAUGAUAUCAUAUGAAUUAAUGAGGAAGUUUGCAUGGAAAGAUCUUUAAGAGUAUCAAGUUUGUUUGGAUUCAAUCUUCAAUUCCACUCAAACACACUUAAGAAGUAAUAGAAGCUGAAUAAAGAGAUAUAAGUGGUCACGAAAUCAACCUCAUCUGUAACUCACUGAACACAGUCUAACUAACGUUAAACAAAAAGUUGAAUUGGCUUUAAGAUAAUUUAACUUUACGUUUGUCAUCAUUAUUAAGUCAACUGUAGUAUCUGUAGUAUUACAUUCGGCAAUAGUGAUAAAUUCAGUGAUAAACUUUAUUAUUAUUCUUACACAAACAAAUAUAAUAAUAAUAUUUUGUUUAAAAUAUUAUAAUUAUUAUUUACUACCAAUCGUUAUACAAAAACAAAGUAAAAAACGAGCUUUCCGGGUUGGUAAUAAACUGUGUGUGCUUGUACUGCAUUGUUGCACGAUAAAAAAGGAUAACAAAAAACAAAAAAAAGCGAUGUAAAGUGUAGUACGCAGAAGAAACGAGUAUACGGACCAGUGCAAGUUUCAAGAAAGUUCGAAGCCAAAGCGAUACUGUUUUGGCAACUAAGUUUCUUUGCGUUGUAAAGACAUUUUUACUUUGCCAAUAUUUCCGAGGCGAAUUUAUCGAUCGACGCAACGGAAAAAAUAAAAAAAAAUACUUAAAACAAGAAGCAAAAGUAAAUAAAUAUUAUCUCUCUCCCGUUAAGUGUCCUUAAGUUAAUUCGUCGUUCUAAACUAGAAAUAAAUAAAAUAAAAAUAAUAAUAGUCAUUAUCACUAUAGUAAAAAAAUAAAUUGUAAAAAUAUUGUAAUGAGACUAGCGAGUGAUUUUCCAUGGUAAAGAAAAAAAAAAUAAUGAAGACGUGUAUGAAGACGUCAAGGAGAAUGAUUACACGAUUGAUCGUGUUAUUUCUCUUCAGUACGAAGCUCACACAUGGAUCGAGAGAAGGUGAUUUCAACAGUCAUGUAUAUAAUUCGGAUCUCACGCCGCUAGAUAAAAAUAUUGCUGCGAUAUUUAAAAAAGGCACGCACAAUUCAAUAACAACAAAACGUAGUUUACCAACAUAUGAAGCUCAAAUAUCAGAUAGUUCAACAUUGUCAACAGUACCAUCGCCAUUGACAACAACGGCAAAUCCAUUGCUAUCAUCAUUUCGAUAUCCAGUUCCUCGAGUUACUGUACCACCAGCAUUUAGAGAAUUACCAUCUUAUGCGCCACCCUCGAGAGCCCCUUUUACACCUCCUUUACCCCCAGAGUAUCUUAACCCCUUUGCUGAUAAGCCAACUCUUCGGGGAACAAACUCUGAAUCGCAUUCAGGCGUAAGAAGGCCAAUUCCCCCUCCCAGUUUAACGCCAGCGCAUGAGAGAAUACCCAUAAGGCCACCCGACUUAGUUCAAAGUUCCGUCCAACAACCAGAGAAACUACCUUCGAGAAAUAAAGCUUUAAAUACACCGAGUAAAGAACAAAAAAUAGAAGAACCCGCCCACGAAAUUGAAAGAAAAAAUAACAGUAAUGAUUAUCUUCCUACUCUCCAAUCAUCUAGUAUUUCUAGGAUACUUUCGGGUAGUAAUGGUAGGAAACAGGAUAUUCCGGAAAUUUUACUUAAACCACUGUCAACAAAAACACCUCAAAUAAAUAUACCAGCUGCAUCGACAACUCAAAGAUCAACGACAACUACUACAACUAUAAGAACAACCACAGGAUCAAUUAGAGCUGUAAGUUACCCAACGAUAUUAAAUUUACCAAAUACUAGGCGACAAGAAGAUCCACACAAAAGUGAUGAUGAAGAUGUCAAAGCGGAUCAAAUUGAAAUCGCUGGUGCUGAAAGACUGCCAUUCCCACAACCGCAACCGCCAGCACCGUCAAAAGUACCAGUCCACAGUGAUCACAAUGUACCACAAGUGGAUACACAUCCCCUGGAGUCAACCUGGAAAAUUGUUUGGUCUCUUCAUGUUUACGUUGCUGCAAUAAUGUUUACAUUAAUGGCGCUUUAUUCAAUCUACAAAAUAUUUCGAUUCAAUGAGGCUACAAAUCUUCUUACUCAGUCAUAUUUUUUGACAGUUCACCUACUAUUGACGACUGUCUGUACAUUAAGAUGUUUUCAUCUUUUUUACGAUGCCUACAAUCUCGAUAAAUCAUUUUCUGAGCCACUGUCUGAAGUGUUGAUGUAUCUACCAGCACCUCUACUAUCAACAGCAUUUGCUACGCUAGUCAUCUACUUGGCAAAAUGUUCCGAAGCACCAUCACUAAACAAUAAAUUCCUAUCACCAAUGGCUUUAGCACUCUGCUCAACAGUUCAUAUUGUUUUGUGUAUUUCUCUUCACGUGUCAACUCAUGUACUCGGUUAUCAAGGCGGAAUGAGAAUUUUUCCCCUGAUUUGUCAGUGCAUUUAUAUCGUCGUAUGUGUAACUCUUGGUCUAUGCUACAUGUAUGUAUACCGAGUGGUGCGGUUUCAGAUAAAUCUGACGAACAAUAAAUCAGUGGGUCCUCAUGUAGCAGGUGAUCCAGCUAUAAUAGUACUUGGUACAGCAAUAACCACAACGAUUGCCACAGCAUUGCUAUUCAUAUUAAUGGGAUUUGUUCAACUUUACGGUAUAUUUGGUGUUCAAGAACGUGAACUACCGUACCCUUGGCUUUGGUGGGGCUGGGAAUUCUCCGUUCGACUUCUUGAACUAUCUAUUUGUGGAUUACUUGCUUGGGUUGCAAGUCUCUCUCAGUAUCCAUUACGAGAGAAGCAAUUACAGCAGCAUUCAGCUCACUCAGGUUUUGCUUUAUUUCCCUGUGGCAGCUCAACAUCCACAGAGAAUAUGGAUGACGCGUUGUAUCCAGCAAUUUGCAGUACCAAUCAAGCUAUUCAAAACUACACGAUGAGAACUGGAAAACAGGUAUACGAUGAUAGUUUCCCAUUGAAUACUCUUCCUGAGCACCUGAAUAUUUCUGGCACAUUCGAACGACAUUCCAUUCGUAAAUCAGGUACUAUGGGACACUUUCCUCAUGAAGGAAGAAGUUCAUUGAGCCGGCAUGGCAAUGGAACACAAACUCUCAGAAGUUCUGAGACAAGAGGUAGACAUACUCCUAUUCAAGGUAAUUUAAAUGAACAACCACCAGCAUCUGGAUCAACAAUGCUUGUCGCUGAAGAUGGGUUCGUACGAUUUCGUAGUCUUGGUGCUGAAGAAGAAGAUCUUUCAGACUCACAAAGUAUUAUUGGUACUCAUGGAAGAGGUGGCAGUUCACUUGCUGGCAGUGUGAGGUAUAGUGCGAGGCAUACACCAGCACAUCAGCAUUCCCAUCAGCACCCGCACCAAUAUCCCCACCAACACUCGUUACAGCACACGCAUUCCAAUCAAGCCCAUCACCCGGCACACCACCAGAGCCAUCAUCAACUCUACAAUAAUACGUAGAAACUAUGUCGAGUGGCUCGCGUCGAAUGGCGUUCUCCAAAGCCGCUCGUUAACAAAUUGUUUCCUGCAAAAACGAGACACGUCAUUGUAAGAGCCGACAAUACAUCAGUGAGGACUUGUCCAUUAUCAAACCGAAGUUCGGUACUUAGGGAAAUAAUUUUAUAAUUGUAAGAUAUGCCCCAUGUAUAAACACCAGCCUUAGAUAUUUAACUAAACCCUUGCAAUGUCCCUGCGCCAAAAAUAACAAAUUUAAAAAUUUGUAGACUUUGUCAAGAUAAACAAACAAAUGAAAUGACAAAAAAACAAACGUAUAGCGCAACCUUGCCUAGACUUUCUUAUUAUAUAUAAACAAUUUUUAUGAUUGGAUAACGUAUAAAAGCUUCGAAUUUGGAUUACAAUCUUGGCAUUCGGUACUUAAUAACAAAAAAAAAAUAAAGUUCUUGUGAUUGAAUUAUUAUUAGAAUAAAACCAAUCUUGUCAACUUAUUAUAGUACUUUGAAAUUAAUUUAUUAUCUUCAGAUACCUUCAGAUGUAAGAUGUGCGUAGAUUAAAAAAAAAAAAAAAAAUCCAUUACUACACGUAAUAAUUCAUAAAGAAUUUAUCUCUCGCAAACCAAAAUGCAUACUAUCGGCUUACCCCCAGCCAAUAUUUUUAAAAAUAUUUACUCAUGCAUUAUAAUACAUACACAAUUUUUGAAUGCUUGAAGAAAAAGUAUUAAAACUAUUAUAAUAAAUAAUAAUUAUAAUUACAAUAAUCAUAAUAACGAUAAUAAUAAUAUUUACUAAUAAUGGUAACAAUAAUAAAAUCAUUCAUUUAAAUCUCAACGCAUCUUUCAUCUGAACUAUAUCUAUAAAUAUACGAAUGUACUUCUCAUUCGAAGUAAUUGCUAUACGAAAUAUU